This is a messenger RNA of Striga asiatica, 570 nucleotides long. Lineage: Eukaryota; Viridiplantae; Streptophyta; Magnoliopsida; Lamiales; Orobanchaceae. The record is from the annotation of a GenBank genome assembly.
AUGACACCCACCCUACAACAAGAGGAAUUAGAAUGUUCAUUUAGAAAGCCAAUAUAUGAUAAGGAAAAGCGUACAAGCAGCAAUCACGGCAGAAAGGAUGAGAGUAACCUGUGUCAGAUUAAGAAACGGAAGAAUAAGCAUGGGUUUGCCUUAAAAAAAUCAAGAAGCGAACAUUUCUUUCCAGGAAUUACCGCCGCUGGGCCCUCGGUGAUGGGAAGAACAAUCACUGAUCACUGUUUGAUGGUCCGGGUCUGUUCGUGUGCUCUCGGUGGCAAACGAGGGCAUGGAGCUGUUAAACGGCGAUGGCCACCGCUGCUCGCUGGAAGGAUCGCGAGGCUGAGGACAAAUCGCCAGAACCUGCUGCUGGUCACGGGCUCGCGGCGGCGACAGAUCACUCGAUGCUGGCCCGACGAACAGAGUGCUAGUUGCUGCUGCUCGAUAUGGGCGGUCGCCGGCCGCUGCUGGUCGGAAAAGAAAUCGACGGGAUGGCUUGGAAUAGGGCGACGGGGCUCACCGUGGGGUUACUAUGAUGCUAACGGACGGCCGCUCUCGAGUUCGUUGGCGAGGUGA